Messenger RNA from Hyposmocoma kahamanoa, 2850 nucleotides. RefSeq lists its product as uncharacterized. NCBI's taxonomy places the organism in Eukaryota, Metazoa, Arthropoda, Insecta, Lepidoptera, Cosmopterigidae. The record is from RefSeq and is a predicted model, not a curated record. The coding region runs from base 384 to 1352 and encodes 322 amino acids. The transcript has 4 exons.
UUAUCAUUCAACAAGGAAGUUGAUAUACGUAACGACGCUACUUUUCGUUUCAGUUUUUGUAAAUGAAAUUGUGUGAUUCUGGUGUAAAGUGUGAAUUAAUCGCUGAUGUUUAAUUCUUAAAAGGCGGAUGUAAGAUGAAUUCGACAACAUCUGACGAUUUAUCUCGUGAACACAUAGCAUUUGAGGCAGCAAAGUGUAUCGAAAACUUUUCGGGGAAGACACAAAAUAUCACAGCUGCGCACAAGGAGCUUUUGGAAAUCAAUCUGUCGAUAACUGCUUACGUUGAGGAGAGCAAGAAACGUCUGGAAGUUAUUCGAUUGGGCUUGGCGCACGCGGCGAAAAGUUCGCAGAAAGUCGUUGAUAUUCUCUCUGAGAAAUAAUCAAUGAGAAUGUCCAGUCUACCAACAACACCAAGCAAAUGCAACACUAAACAUCUUAUUAAAUCGCAACACGAAGACAACAAUAAUACAAGCAAUAAAUACUCAGAACUUCAACAAGCACGAACUUUUGUACAAUGGUACAAACAGAUGAUUGACAAUGAAAGACAAAGUUUUGCUUUGUACAUGUCUGAUGAUGCCGUUUUAGAAUGGUUUGGCCGCACAAUAAAAAGUCAAAAAAAGAUAUCUGCAUUUUUGAAGUAUGAUAUGCAAUGUUCUAAACAUGAUUUUAUGCGUGUAGAGUGUAUAGACAAAAUAGUAACACGGCUAGAAAAGAUACAGAGAAAAGACAACUUAAUACUGGCAAGUCCAUUCAAUUCUCCUGAAAUAAUAAAAUCUAAAGAACGAUCUGUGAAAAGACGUCUUAGAUCGAACUGUAGUAGUCCAGAAUGGGCAGAAGGAUGUGCAGUGGACAAAGACUAUGAACCAGAUAUAAAGAAAGUAAAAAUAAAUAAGGGAACAGAAAUCAAUGAACAGAAAGACAUUCCAAAAGAAGAUUACUCAAGUGAGGACUUGUCUGAGAUUAAUAACAAAGGAGACUGUAUGUUAGGGAGACGUUUAAAACGCAAAUGUGUGGCAGUUACUCCACCAAAUCGUGAAGUUGGACAAGGGGACUGCAUACCAUCAACAAGUGGUACAGAUUCCAACAAAUCUCAUGAUGCUUUAAAUGCACAAUUACCAAAACUCGCAGUAGAAUGCAGUGGUUAUAUAGAAUUUUGUAGAUCGAGAAACAAUCGAAGUAUUGAUGCAAUGAAGUGGGACAGAAAGUGCAAAGUACAGAUCAGUUAUUCCGAAGAUCCGUUGAAUGUUGGUGAGUAUAUUAUUUGGGAAUUACGGUACACUGAUGAUAGUAAGUGUAGAAGAAAUCUUUUAGCAGCAUUUGAGGAAGCUGCUAAAGAACUAAAACAUAUUUAGUAAUUUUACAUAGUGGUUGGUAAUUUUAUUUACAAAUUAAUGUUUUUAUCUAUGAUGAUAAAGUUGUGACAUUUGAAUAAAAUUAUCAAUCCAAGCAAUACAUGUAAACAUUUUGAUAGCUAUGUGAUAUGAAAAUUUGUAUUUUUCUAUGUUAUAUGGGGUAUACCUAUUUUUAUGUAUGUUUAUUAUAAUAUGUUUACAUUGUGACAAACUGUACCUCUUUGUGUAUUAUGAAAUUAUAUUAGAAAUAGUUAUUAGAGUGCGUCUUCCGAUUUGCAAGAAUAAACAAUAAGGUGUGUCAGGAUUUCAUGACAAAUGAAUGCAAAAUUGAGAUUUUGACAGGUCACAAACUUCUUACAUUCUUAGAAUCAUCAGGGUAGUUUCGAUAUACAUGGAUUUUUCAUCUGACCUCUUAUUGGUACAUAGUAGACCUGUUGGCGAUGCGCACAUAUCGCACUCACAAUAAGAAAGUCUCUGAAUCAGAAAAGUUACUUUUUGGGAAACUAACAAAACAUAAAAAGAAUUAAGUAUGAAUAACAUGACAGUGUUGUAUUUGAUGUGAGCAACAAUAUUUUUUAAUUUGAACAUUUCAAUUUAUUUCGUAUGUUUCAAAAACUGAUUUCUAAUUUCCUCACUUUAUUAUUGUAGGUUUGAAUAACCAUCUUUUUGAGAAAAAAUGGUUAUUUAAUUCCAUACUAUAACGCCGAGAGACUCGCCUUAGAAGUGUUGGUAGCAUAUGUAGUCACAUAUAUAUGUAUACAUGACAUGGUCUACUGCGCACCUCUUGUUUACGAUACUUGUUUACGCUGUUUUAUAAUAUGAAAUAUUAUGAGUUUAAACUGCAGUUACAAAACGUUUUCUAUCCUUAGCAAACCAUUGUCAAUUUAACGGUUUGAACAACCAGUUAAACAUUUCGUAUCCAUUAAGAUCCUCGUGCAUUUUAAUUUACAAAUAAUCUGACCUCUUUCUUCAUUUAGUAAUCUCAACUUGAUAAGAUGCUUUAAAAAUAGCAAUAGAAAACUUUGAUCUCCAAAUCCCACUAUCUUGUCAAGUCUACCACCGACAUGUUUAGUUCGUAAUGUAGGUUUAGUUUUUGCAUAGGGAACAUGUAACUUUAGUUUUCGAAAUAACGUAUAACAUAGUACUAGGUUUAGUUUUAAAAUAAUGUUAAUGAUCAUGAUCGGUUAUUUUUGUUGCCUUUUUAUUUAAAAAAAAUAAGGCUGUCUAGUUAGUUUAGGGACUCUCAGCGCGCGGAAUUUCAAAUAUCUUCUAGUAACAACACGAACAUUCACCCGAAUAUCACGCCCGUAAUUUCAGCCCGUCAUUUCUAACCAGAGAUCACUUAUGUUGUCAUAAGAGUUGUUUUAACUUACUCAUUGUAAAAAAAUCUUAUUUUGCUUAUUGGCUAUACCAAUAUCGGUUCGGUAUCGAGUUGUCCGUUAGUAAGUCGGCUGCUCUGUAACAAAACCUAGUAAGUGCUUUAGACAAAAUUUUACAG